This is a messenger RNA of Anguilla anguilla (European eel), 2832 nucleotides long. RefSeq names its product casein kinase II subunit alpha'. NCBI's taxonomy places the organism in Eukaryota, Metazoa, Chordata, Actinopteri, Anguilliformes, Anguillidae. Gene Ontology annotation, cellular component: nucleus; protein kinase CK2 complex; cytosol. The transcript has 12 exons. The coding region runs from base 906 to 1946 and encodes 346 amino acids. The record is from RefSeq and is a predicted model, not a curated record. Gene Ontology annotation, biological process: regulation of chromosome separation; protein phosphorylation. Gene Ontology annotation, molecular function: ATP binding; protein serine/threonine kinase activity.
UUCCAUCAGUCAAUAGUCCCCUGAUAGUUUCCGGGGUUUCUGCUGCAAUCCUGUUCCCUGCGGUCGGUAAUUGCUACGGAACGGGGUUCCUGAGCUCCCGAAUCCGGAGCCCGAGCGCAUUCUGCCUGCCAGGGCUCGCGCCACCGAGUUCUGCGCAGAGGUGGGAUUUUGCACACUGAUCACUAAGGCUUAAACCUCGCCAACAUCCAUUCCCUCUAACCGGUUGCAGUUCUUAGUAUUUCCUACGGCAGGGGAAUGGUUAAAUCAUCUCGGCUAUCUGUUUAUUCGCUAACAUUCAGAUAAUCAGUGCCAUUCUUCCCGCUGGGAAGUCAGUCCAGCCGGCCCAAAGUCUGUCCCCUGGACUCCCUCUGUCCCGGUCUAAUUUUCGGAUCAGGGACUCAGGGCCCACUGGGAAUGGGGGGGUUAAAGUUUGCCUGCAAUCUUUCAACUCCACAGCCUCCCUUAUAGCUAUCUCACCCCCGUUUUUAUUUUACACAGAGUUUGCUUGCUGGCCAACGUUGGGUGUUUGUGAUUUAACCACAAGCGUUUUCUGUAAACGUUCAACUCAUCCUAUUUUUUCCGCCACCCCGCCGCUUCGCUGAAACGAAGCCCCUUUCGUCCCCCAUAUUCCCGAAUUGUCGGUGCUGAUGCCCCGGUCGGCUGAGGUCUGACGAUCAGAGUGGCAAGAGAUAUUCUGCAGCCACUUCCCGCAACGCAUCGUGGUCAUCUCUCUUUGGAUAAGGUGACUGACCUUAGAUAGCGAACUUCUCUUGUCUAAGAGAAACUCAGCAGACGGCUUGAGACCCUGGGCUCUAACAGAAAUCCGGUGGUCCGCUCUCUUUGAUCGAGAUUUAAAUAGCACUGCAAUAAGGCAGUCGUACCCAACCCAGGCUCCUGUGGUCGCCAUGCCCGGCCCGGCGGCCGGUAGCAGAUCCCGGGUCUACGCCGAUGUGAACACUUUGAAGAGCCGGGAGUACUGGGACUAUGAAGCUCACGUGCCCAGCUGGAGUAACCAAGAGGACUACCAGCUGGUUCGGAAGCUGGGGAGGGGGAAGUACAGUGAGGUCUUUGAAGCCAUCAACAUCAACAACAAUGAGAAAGUUGUGGUCAAAAUCCUCAAGCCUGUCAAAAAGAAGAAGAUCAAGCGGGAAAUAAAGAUUCUGGAGAACCUGCGGGGGGGAACCAACAUUAUUCGGCUGGUGGACACAGUGAAGGACCCUGUGUCCCGAACACCAGCACUCGUCUUUGAAUUCAUCAAUAAUACAGACUUUAAGGAGCUGUACCAGAAGUUAACAGAUUUUGAUAUUCGUUUCUACAUGUACGAGUUACUGAAGGCUCUGGACUACUGCCACAGCAUGGGCAUCAUGCACCGAGAUGUCAAACCCCACAAUGUGAUGAUCGAUCACCAGAUGAGGAAGCUACGCUUAAUAGACUGGGGCCUGGCCGAAUUCUACCACCCCGCACAGGAGUACAAUGUCAGGGUGGCAUCGCGCUACUUCAAGGGUCCAGAGCUCCUGGUGGAUUACCAGAUGUAUGACUAUAGCCUGGACAUGUGGAGUCUGGGUUGCAUGCUGGCUAGUAUGAUCUUCCAGAAGGAACCAUUCUUCCAUGGUCAAGACAACUACGACCAGCUGGUCCGAAUUGCCAAGGUAUUGGGGACAGAUGAGCUCUUUGGAUACCUACAGAAAUACCACAUCGAACUGGACCCAAGUUUCAAGGACCUGCUGGGCCAACAGACACGGAAACGCUGGGAGCAGUUUGUCCAGUCGGAGAACCAGCACCUGGUCAGCCCCGAGGCCCUGGACCUGCUGGACAAGUUGUUGCGCUACGACCAUCAGCAGAGGCUGACUGCUUCAGAAGCCAUGGCACACCCUUACUUUUACCCCGUGGUGAAAGAACAGUCUCUCUCCCACACUGACAGCAGUGGCUCUACUACAACACGAUGAGAGACUAGGAAAACUUUGUUACCUCAGCUAUUACCCCAGAAACCUCUUCAAGUGUACACCGGAACAAGGCACCGCCAGCCAAUUACACAUGCACAUAGAUAUAAACUAUCCCUCCCUCUCUCUGUCUCUCUCUCUUUCCCUCUCUCCCUCUCUUUCUCUGUUCUUAAACUGUUGGCUUGAUCCAGUCAGAUGUCCAAUUCAAGACCAGUCAGUUUCAAGUUCUAAUCCACACCCCUAAGGUUCAGGUAACAAAGUAAUAAGGAAUAUUCAAAGACUUCUCCAAUUGAUUCCCCUCCCCCCACAUUCACAAGCAUGGAGAAUGAAGAGGAAAAUAUUCCCCCUCCCCUCCCAGUCUGCUGUUCUGUGUUCAGCUUGGGAAAGACUCAGGGGACACCUGCCACAAUAUCCCAUGAUUCCAGUAGAAGCUGAAGUCCAAGAGGUCUUUAACAUCAAACCAGACGCAUAUUACCCAACCCUUUUUGUCUUGUUUAUAUGCGACGUGCUGCAGGUUUUUGUGGUUUUUUUCCCCCCAUUUCUCCGUGGACUUUGCUAAUUCCGGUUAGUAUCAAGGUUAGGUCAUGUCGUUUUCUACCUCAACAAUCACUGAUAUGCGUAUUUCUUUGUUGCCAACUGGCUUAAGCUAACUAGUCCCUCUCAAAUUAGCUAGCAUAUGUGUCAUAUAGUCAUCAGGUGUCUUUCUGUUCAGACUCUGCACUGCAGUUCAGAAGUGGCAUGGUGACCUCUGCUAUAGGUAUUAUAAUGAUCAUAAUAAUAUUAAUAAUAAAUGAUUUUUAUUUAGAUUUAUGUGUGUGGGAUCAUUGUGUCCGGGCAGUGGUGAUAUUGGUGAUAUUUUUGUGGCAUUAAAAAGUUUUAUUUUGUCUCCAGA